Falco peregrinus (peregrine falcon) is the source of this 1841-nucleotide messenger RNA. It is a transcript of the gene SLBP, whose product is annotated as stem-loop binding protein. Gene Ontology annotation, cellular component: cytoplasm; histone pre-mRNA 3'end processing complex. The transcript is spliced from 8 exons. Gene Ontology annotation, biological process: mRNA transport; mRNA 3'-end processing by stem-loop binding and cleavage. The record is from RefSeq and is a predicted model, not a curated record. Gene Ontology annotation, molecular function: histone pre-mRNA stem-loop binding; mRNA binding. Bases 151 to 972 code for a protein of 273 amino acids. NCBI's taxonomy places the organism in Eukaryota, Metazoa, Chordata, Aves, Falconiformes, Falconidae.
GCGGGCGGCGUCAGUCCGCGCUGGCGGGAGAUGCGAAGGGGCUGAGCGGGUAGACAGGCUGCUCUUCUCUCCCGUGCCGCUCGCCCGCAGCCUGCGCCGGUCCCUCGCCGCCCGGUUCUCCCUCCAGCCUUCCUAAGGACACUCCGUGUCAUGUCCUUCCGCCAGAGGAGCCCGCACGGCGGCACCGAGAGCAGCCCUCAGCCUCCGCCUCGCUGGUCCCAAGGAAGGAAACGUGGUGCGGAUGGGAAGCGGAGAAAGCAGAAUGAGCCCGAUUCAUCCGUUUUUGAGGAAGAAAAGUACAGACCUGACAGCAGACUGGACAGUUUUACAACACCAGAAGGCCCUGGACCCCUUUCCCGGAGUUCAGACUGGGGAACUGCAGUGGAAGAAGAUGAAAUGAGGACCAGUGUUAACAAAGAAAUUGCCAGAUACAGAAGAAAACUUCUGAUAAAUGAAUUUACAAGAGAAAGGAAGUCCUCCUCUGGAAGUUCUGAUUCAAAAGAGUCCACUGUGACAGUAGAACUUGAGACAGAUGAAGUGGUUUUGAUGAGAAGACAAAAACAGAUAAACUACGGAAAAAACACAAUCGCCUAUGAUAGAUACAUUAAAGAAGUUCCUAGAUGCCAUCGUAUACCAGGAGUUCAUCCCAGAACUCCAAAUAAAUUUAAGAAGUACAGCCGUAGGUCAUGGGACCAGCAAAUUAAACUAUGGAAAGUUGCAUUGCAUUCCUGGGAUCCGCCUACUGAAGAAGGAUGUGAUCUGCAAGAAAUUAGUCCUGUUGACCUUGGUGAGAUGGAGACAGAAUCUGUUGGAAGUAAUUCUACUGAAUCUCAAACGAGCUGUCAAGAUAAUGAUGAUACCUGUGCUGGCAUUGUCACCAAAGUCAGACAUGUUGAUUAUCAAGCAGAAGGUGAAUUUGACUUGGAAGUGUGUUUAAGUGAGCCACUUAAAGAUUUUGAUACUGUGAGUUAAAUAGUGUUGUGCAAGCUGUUUUAGAGGAAGUUUAUUUUAAAAUUUGAAAAGUUAGCUUGAAUCAUAAACUGUUAAGAGUAAGAAAGCUUAAGCAAAGUUGAAGACUGUUCUCUGUUGUGGUUGGUCUACAUAAUUUCUGAACAAAACUUAUGUAAAAAUACAAUUAAGUUGUGUGACUUCUGUUUAACUUUUAAUUUAUGUAUAUGAGAUUUUUUUAAUGAAAGCUUCUAAUAAUAAAACUAGCCAAAGGCAGUACUGUCUUCAAGUAAUUAAAAUUAGUUCAGCAAGAUUUUACUGAUACCCUUCCCCCACCCCUGCCAUUGUGUCCAAAAUUUCAGUUGUCCACCUGCAGACCAAGAGCAAAGGGAGAUAUUUUUGAGCAUCUAUAUGUUACCUUGCUUUUUCAUCUGGCUCUUCUACAAAGAUCUGACUUGAAGUAAUAUGAGUGGUAACUAAACUAUACUGCUCAUUUUUACCAGUAAACUCACUCCUGCAAUAAUUUACUGUAAGAUUAACUGCCUCACCUUUUAGAAAAAUAAUUUCUUUAUUUGCAAAAAUGUUUCAAAAACAAUUGGGAAAUGAAAUACUUUCAAGAAAUUGGAAUUCAAUAUGGUGUAGCCUAGGCGAUAACGCUUUAAGAAGCAGUAGCCUGAAUUUGAAAUUUGUAAAUAGUCAGGAGUCAUUUGUUAAUACAGUCAAGAAAACAAUGUCUAGGGAAAGUGCUUGUUUCUUCUGUUUUUCUGAUUUUUAAAUGUAAAACUGUUGUAAAUGAUAACGCUGUACAGAUUUUCUGCUGAAAGCAGUCAGUGUUUCUUUUGCUUUUGUAUGAGUUGUUGUUGGAAAAUAAAUCGAAUUGCAUUUACUUACAA